GACGCUAGAUAACUAACCCGGAAACAGCAGCAGCAAAUCGCUUUUCUUCUCCUCUGACUCAAUACCGCUGUUUCCAGCGUGGUAUCCGGACAUAGACUCCCGUGUUUCCCAGCGAGCAUCAAGAGGCUGACUUCUUCUGGAGGACUGUGACCUGGGGCCACCUGCCAGGCCGGGCUUCCUUGCUCCUGACCACCAGUCUUGCAGCUCCAUUGCUGGUAUCAUAACAUGGGGAACCUACUGAAAGUUCUGACAUGCACAGAUCUAGAACAGGAGCCCAAUUUUUUCCUUGAUUUUGAAAAUGCACAGCCCACAGAAGCCGAGCGAGAGGUGUGGGAGGAGGUGGACAUAGUGUUGAAAGAUGCAAAAGGGAUCUUGGACGAGCUUCAGGCCUACAAGGGAGCAGGGCAGGAGAUCAGAGAGGCCAUCCAAAAUCCAAACGAUGAGGCACUGCAGGAGCAGGCAUGGGCGGCUGUAGUUCCUUUGGUGGGGAAACUGAAGAAGUUCUACGAGUUCUCCCAAAGAUUAGAGGCAGCAUUGCACAGCCUCCUGGGAGCUCUGACCAGCGAGACCUACAAAGACCCAACUCAACACCUGGAGCGUGAGCAGGCGCUGGCCAAGGAGUUUGCAGAGAUCCUCCACUUCACUCUGCGCUUUGAUGAGCUUAAAAUGACAAAUCCUGCCAUUCAGAAUGACUUCAGCUACUACAGAAGAACCCUAAGUCGAAUGCGGAUCAACAACAUACCGGCAGAAGGUGAGAACGAGGUCAACAAUGAGCUGGCCAAUCGGAUAUCUCUGUUCUACGCCGAUGCCACGCCCAUGCUGAAGACAUUAAGCGACGGCACAACGAAGUUUGUAUCCGAGAACAAGAACCUGCCCAUCGAGAACACGACAGACUGCUUAAGCACAAUGGCGAGUGUGUGUAAAGUCAUGUUGGAAACUCCGGAAUAUCGCAGCCGUUUCACCAGCGAGGAAACGGUGUCUUUCUGCCUCAGGGUGAUGGUCGGGGUAAUCAUCUUGUACGACUACGUCCAUCCUGUAGGAGCAUUUGCCAAGUCAUCUAAAAUCGAUAUGAAGGGCUGCAUCAAAGUCCUCAAAGAUCAGCCUCCAAACAGCGUAGAAGGCCUUCUUAACGCUCUCAGGUACACAACCAAACAUCUGAAUGAUGAGUCAACAAACAAGACCAUCAAAAGCAUGCUGCAGUAGGACUGAGCUGCUACUACUUCUGGGGGGGGGGGAGACACCACUCGCUGUCCUGAAUGAUGUUGCUGCACAGAAUGUUUUGUUUUUGUUGUUUUUGUUUCUUAUUUAAUGUUCUUUUUAAAAUGGAAAUAGAGCUCAGCUCCGCCCUCUCUUGUAAUGCAAAAUGCUACUGCCAUUACGAACGUCUUUUUCUGUGCCAUACAUGUUGCUCAGAUGUGAUGUUUUGGGUGGAAGGCCUCACAAUGAUGGCAGCUAAUGAAAGCUUUGCAGAUCUUCUUGUGUUUUUAAACAUGUCUUGUUUUUUUUUCCCCCUUUUUUUUUGUAAUUCCCUGUUUAAGGGACAAGAGUGCUUUGACUUGAAAAUUUAGAGUUAUAUAGAGAAGUAUAUAUUUUUGUUUGAUUUGGUUAUUUAAUUACAUUUUCUGAAAUAUGAACAUGUCUUUUCCUUCUAUUUAAAAAAAGCAAAUGAUUUCAUUUGUCUGCUCUGUUGUGCAUUAUCAAAUGUUAUUGAAAUGGUACUUGUCGACAUGAAAUUUAAGAGUACUGUUUUUAUAUUUUUUAUAGAUUUUAAUUUCUGCAUGUCCUUUUUUUUCAUGGUUGUGUUGUAUUUUUCUUUUUGAAAACUUUAAACUGUGACGUGUGCAGAAUCAAAUUAAAAUCUGGAGUCUGUACUGUAAAUGUACAGUAUGUUGUGGCUGGAGACAUUAAAAGGAGAACUCUUGUUUUCUACAAAAAAAAA
This is a messenger RNA of Melanotaenia boesemani (Boeseman's rainbowfish), 1939 nucleotides long. It is a transcript of the gene cyribb, whose product is annotated as family with sequence similarity 49 member Bb. The transcript has 12 exons. Lineage: Eukaryota; Metazoa; Chordata; Actinopteri; Atheriniformes; Melanotaeniidae. The record is from RefSeq and is a predicted model, not a curated record. Gene Ontology annotation, biological process: regulation of actin filament polymerization; positive regulation of T cell activation. Gene Ontology annotation, molecular function: small GTPase binding. Bases 226 to 1203 code for a protein of 325 amino acids.